Octodon degus (degu) is the source of this 2109-nucleotide messenger RNA. It is a transcript of the gene Rabif, whose product is annotated as RAB interacting factor. The transcript is spliced from 2 exons. Gene Ontology annotation, cellular component: membrane; cytosol. Gene Ontology annotation, biological process: small GTPase-mediated signal transduction; post-Golgi vesicle-mediated transport. Gene Ontology annotation, molecular function: guanyl-nucleotide exchange factor activity; zinc ion binding. Bases 1066 to 1437 code for a protein of 123 amino acids. NCBI's taxonomy places the organism in Eukaryota, Metazoa, Chordata, Mammalia, Rodentia, Octodontidae. The record is from RefSeq and is a predicted model, not a curated record.
ACCAAACCCUUAUUCUGAGGUGUGUUUUCCCCAUGAAUGGUACUGUAACAGACAAAGGAGGGGAGUUCCCAAAAGAGGCCAUUGAGAUGCUCACCUGGCUACAUCCCUCUAAGGAACUUCAAUGAGUCUUGGCAAAGGUGUGGCCUGGCUAGUCCAUAAUUAUGGGUGAAUGAAUCACUAUUAUAGGUAGGCCAUCGACAUGAAAACGAAGUUUAGGGCCCACCAGGACUCCUUAGUUUAUGCUGAUGGGCCACAAAUAUGUUCCCAUGCACAUUGUCAUCCAGAGUUUGACAUCCCUUCUCCCUUAUGGAAGAUCCCUUUGGUCUCUAGCUCGAGCCCCUGGAAGGUGAUUAGACUCCCCUUCCGUAGUGGACGGUCUGACUUGGGACAGCCCUGGGCCUUAACUUUGUCCAGAAAAUGCACCAGGGAACCAGCCCACUCCUCCAAUAAGUCAGUCCAAUAGGGAGAAGCUGGUGCGAACAAUGAUUACCCUCUCCCGAAGGAGGUCUCACCCAUGUGUGGGAAGGCGCGCCAUCUGGUCUCCCCUGCUUUGAAGAGUGGCACAGUGGGCAAGCACGGCCAGUUUUCCAGUCAUACAGCCCAAAGGACCUUAGCAUGCCAAGCUCUGGGCCCCAGACGUUCCUUUUCAUCUCCUUACACAGGGGUCCUGAGCAGGGACGAAAGCAGCGUCACAGCAUGGGGACAGGGCGUGGUUAAACAGCCAUUUUGUGCACAUCUGCCAUUUCAGCCUUAGGUGUAAGUUCCCAGGAGUUUCUCUCUUCACGGUGGUCAGCAGAGUGUGCAGACACAAAGGACUUGCCACACCGGUCCCAAGAAGCGUCCCUGUCACAAAGCCGGCCGGACGCCUAGCCGCUGGGAUUGGGCGGCGCGAUCCGGCGCUUGCGUAGCAGAGCCCGCGCAGCGGGGCGGACGCCUGCGCAGAGGUGGCUCGAGAGACUGAGCCCCGCCCCCGGCGAGUCGCGCCCGCGCAGAGCAGAGCGGAGCCGGCGAGUGGGGACUGCGCCUGCGCGGUCGCAGCCCAGGGGCGCCGUCGACGUGGCGGCGAUGGAGCCGGCGGAGCAGCUGAGCGAGCUGGUGUCGGCCGAGGGCCGAAACCGGAAGGCGGUGCUGUGCCAGCGCUGUGGCUCUCGCGUGCUGCAGCCAGGGGCCGCGCUCUUCUCCCGCCGACAGCUUUUCCUUCCAUCCAUGAGGAAGAAGCCAGCGCUGGCUGAUGGCAGCAAUCCUGACGGCGAUCUCCUCCAGGACCACUGGCUGGUGAAUGACAUGUUCACUUUUGAGAAUGUGGGCUUCACCAAGGACGUGGGCAACAUCAAGUUUCUGGUUUGCGCAGACUGUGAAAUUGGACCCAUUGGCUGGCAUUGCCUAGAUGACAAAAACAGUUUCUAUGUGGCCUUGGAACGGGUUUCCCAUGAAUAACUGAGGAGGUAGGGUCUCAGCUCUACCCUCAACUCUAAAAGAACUGGCAUCAAACUCGGUGUAACUGUUGUGCUGCUGAUUUCUCUGUGCUACGUAAGGUAGACGAUGAGCACCACCGUACGCACUAGAACACCACGUACCAGCCCUGCUUCCUCCCAGCCUCAGCGCAUGCCUCCUGCGUUGUUACUUUGCCUCACAGCAUGUCCUGACUUCCUGCUCCCCUAGCCUUGGGACACCUAGACCUCCAUACAUCUGUUGUCAUCAUUGGCCUUCUACCUAGGCCCUGUUUUACCCAAGGCUCCCUUUUACUGCUCUAAAAGAGCAAUAUUCAGCUUUUUAACCAUGGUAACACAUGUCAAGAAUCAUGUGCUGAUAGUUAAAACUUCACCAUUUUUACUUUCAUUCAAGAACAUAUACAAGUACAUGAGAGUGAUUUUGUUGUCUGACUUAGUUAUUGACAGGAAUUUACUCUUUAUAAAAGUAAAACAUUUAUAAACUUCACUACUUAAGUCACUAAUGAGAAGUGCAUUGCUUUGGAUACACAUAUAAUAGAUACCAUGGGUGAGAGCCUUAGAUCUGGAAUCAUAGGACAGUUUUAUUAUGAAGAUAUUUGAAUAUGGCCCUUCUUAUCUUCAGACCUUGAUGUGGUUUCUCUUUUUAUUAAUUUAACUG